GGAGCUGGCGUCCGUCGGUCGUCCUUUCCAUGUGCUGGGCACCUGAGUCUCCAAGUGAAUGUGAGCCUUUGCGGUCUGCCACUGCUCUACCUUCCGGAGCUUUAUCGUUCUUCUUCACAGAUCCAGAGUGAUCACACUACAACCUGUUGCCCUGUAAGCGAAGCAAUUUACAUUGCUAUCAGUGCAUUCCCGCUCGAGUCCACCUCUCUGCUUGGAGGUCAUCCUUUCCCUACGCAGUCACGCGAGCAGUCGAAGCUGUUCUCCCUAGUCGCUAGUUCUGGCUUCCACUGUUGACAAGAGAUGGCUUCAGCCCCGCGUACAAACGGUGUACAGUCACCGGCUCUAGGAGUUGGUCCUUCAUACCGGCCUGCGGAGGAGAGGCCAACAGCGACUGUUUCAAGAGAGGUCCCCUUUGACAACGUCCAUGUCCUUGGACAGACGCCGCAGCUCAUUGCUCUUCUCACCAUGAUCCGAGACAAGAAUACCGAACGAGGUGACUUCAUCUUCUACUCCAAUCGAAUCAUCCGCCUCCUCGUCGAGGAAGGAUUGAACCACCUCCCAGUCGUUGCACACAGUGUUACCUCUCCAGUGGGAAAGGAGUACGUAGGUGUCAAGUUUGAGGGCAAAAUCUGUGGUGUCUCAAUCAUGAGAGCUGGAGAGUCAAUGGAGGAAGGCCUAAGGGAAUGUUGUCGAUCGGUCAGGAUAGGGAAGAUUCUGAUCCAACGGAAUGAGGAGACGAGCAAGCCGAAACUUUUCUACGAGAAGUUGCCGCCAGAUAUUGCGAAAAGAUGGGUCUUGCUUCUCGACCCAAUGUUGGCUACUGGUGGUAGUGCCAUCAUGGCAGUCGAGGUGUUGAAGAGCAAUGGAGUGCCAGAAGAUCGGAUACUAUUCUUGAACUUGAUUGCAAGCCCUGAAGGUAUUGAGAAUUUCGCAAAGCAUGUCCCCAAGGUGAGGGUGAUCACCGCCUUCGUUGACCAAGGCCUCAACGAAGCAAACUACAUUGUCCCUGGGUUGGGUGAUUUUGGCGAUCGGUAUUAUACUACUUGAAUGUCACUCCUCCGAAGACGGGAAGACACAUGUUCUGCAAGAUAGUCCUCGCAAGGCUUUUCCGGACCAGCCCAGAAGAUUACAAUCAUGGCAUUGACUUGGGGUUGCUGAAGUAAGAACUGCAUGGCUAGACUCAGCUUAGCAGCCAGUAUCAAGAAGAGAUCACUGAGGCCAUCCUCGCCGGAGGAAGUAACCUGUGUUCCUCUAUCACUGCCCAUUGCCUUGCUUUCGGACAGCCGGUUCCAUCUUUCUCGUAAGCACGUGGUUAUUUGAGAAGUUAUGGCUGAACAUAUCAAACUCGUCAGGAAAUAACCCAGAUUCGGGAUUGGCUUUUCAGAAGAGCCGACUUCAGAGGGAUGACUCGAUGCUAGCAAUAUAUUACGAUCUUCUGGUAC
Messenger RNA from Exophiala xenobiotica, 1442 nucleotides. RefSeq names its product uracil phosphoribosyltransferase. NCBI's taxonomy places the organism in Eukaryota, Fungi, Ascomycota, Eurotiomycetes, Chaetothyriales, Herpotrichiellaceae. The record is from RefSeq and is a predicted model, not a curated record. The coding region runs from base 301 to 1047 and encodes 248 amino acids. The transcript is spliced from 3 exons.